Macrosiphum euphorbiae (potato aphid) is the source of this 2178-nucleotide messenger RNA. NCBI's taxonomy places the organism in Eukaryota, Metazoa, Arthropoda, Insecta, Hemiptera, Aphididae. The record is from the annotation of a GenBank genome assembly.
AUGCCUAUACCCGAAGACCAGAUUACUGAGAGAGAUGACUCAGAAGAUGACUCUGAUUCUGAUUCAAAAAUAAUUGAGCCAUCGAUGAGAUUAAAUAAAAAUAUUAUGUAUGGCGCUACUAAUAACUCAAACCUUAUUAAAAGACUAAAAGAAAACAUUUCCUUAAACGUAAGGACAUUUAAAACAGCAUCCACUGCUACAGUUAAUUUGCCAGUUAAUUUAGAACACAGUCACAAAAAUAAUAACAGAAUACCUGCAGGAUGUUCAUCGCUGAAGUCAAAUGCUUCUUCAUCACAUAGAUUAAAAUCAAUUGUAAAAAAAAAACAUAAGAGUUCUUUGCCUAAGUCUGUUCAGCUAUCAUCAAACUCAGAAUCUUUAAAGCAAUCAAAUAGUCUACAAUUAAGUCAUACUGCUGUUGAAACUCGUGGAUCACAGAAUUUAAAGAUUUUAAGAGAGGUUGAAAAACCGUCAAAUAAGUACAAAGUUAAUUAUUUAAUUGCUCAAAGUGAUUCUUCUGAUAAAGAUGAUACAUCUAAAAAGUUUAUUUCUUGCAAAUAUGAAAAUUGUGGUAAAUUGAUGGAAGAACCUGAAUUAUUGAUUGAUAAUUUAUUUUGUAGUUUGGCAUGUAAAAACCAAAAACAAACAGUAACCGAAGAACAUUUUGUCGAUGAAACUUCCAAUCCAACCGAAAAAACUACAGUUGAUCGUAAUCACAUUUUAACAAAAUUUAAAAAUAGAACUAAUAAGAAGAAACUAACAAAAUUUAAAAAUAGAAUUAAUAAGAAGAAACUAACAAAACUUAAAAAUAGAAUUAAUAAGAAGAAACAAAUGUUAAAAACUUCUUGUCCUGAAGAAAAUGACAAUUCUAAUGAACAGGUAAUACAUAUUUUUAAUGAACCAUCUAAAGAGGAAAAUCAACCGCCACUUAAAUCAUUGUUGUCAAUCAGUUAUCCAGAAGCGAUAGAUAAUCAUAAUUAUUUUGAUCUAAAACCUCUGAUAGAAGAUAAUGAUGUGUUAAAAUAUAUGACUGGGUUUCAACUCAGAUCUGCACCUCUACAAUUUUUUGAUAGACCUUUUCCUACUGAAAAGAACUUAUUUGUAGUUGGAGAAAAACUGGAAGGAAUUGAUCCAAAAUAUGAAGCAUUAUUCUGUGUAAUGACCGUUACAGAAGUUUGUGGAUACCGUAUUAAAUUGAAUUUUGAUGGUUAUGGAUCUGAACAUGAUUUUUGGGUAAAUGCGGAUUGUCCAGAUUUGUUUUAUGCAGGAUGGUGUAAAAUGAAUUCGCGCAUUCUACAACCACCGUACAAUUAUGGGAAAGUAUUUGAUUGGACUGUUUAUCUUAGAGAAUGUCAAGCUGUACCUGCUCCAAAGUGUAAUUUUAUCUCUACUAAAAACCUUGGUAGUUGUGCCAUUCCACACAAAUUUCGUAUUGGAGGUAAAUUAGAAGCAUUAGAUAAAUUAACCCGUACACAAACCAAACAGUUAAUAUAUGUUGCUACUGUUGCUGAUAUCUUGGGUAAUCGUGUUCGUAUUCAUUUUGAUGGGUGGUCAGAAGAUUUUGAUUACUGGGCAGACAUUACAUCAACCUAUAUACAUCCAAUAGGAUGGUGUGAAAAAAAUGGUCGAACUUUAAUUCCACCUGAAUAUGAUACAGCUAAGAAAGGAAGAAAACCUUUUAAGUGGACCGAAUACUUAGCAGAGACUAAUAGUGAACCUGUGCCUGAAGAUGCAUUUGUUCGCAGACCUUUACGAGAUUUUUCUAAUGAAAUGAUAAUAGAGGUUUUUGAUUGUGUUGUUCCAAGACUAUUAAGAAUUGCUAAGGUAGUAGAUGUUAGAGGCGAUGAAUUAAAAAUUGUUUAUGAUGGAUUUGAUGAUGAUUAUGCAUACUGGAUUGAAGACGAUGGUCCAAAUAUUCAUCCGGUUGGAUGGUCGUCAAAAAUUAACCAUCCAAUUGAACUCCCUCCAGCAUCUAAUACACUUUGGAGUUGCAAUAUUCAUGGUUGUAGAGGUUAUGGGAAUUCAUCAAAUCAUUUGAAAACUGAUCAUGUUGAAAUAAAAGAUUGUCCAUAUGAAAUGGAUGCAUGGAAGAAUGCUCUUGCUGGGUUGUCAAAUGUGCCUUAUCGAUUGAAACCUCUUAAUAUUGAACUACCACAACAUUCAAAAAGUAGUAAUAAAUGA